This is a messenger RNA of Clunio marinus, 783 nucleotides long. The record is from the annotation of a GenBank genome assembly. Lineage: Eukaryota; Metazoa; Arthropoda; Insecta; Diptera; Chironomidae.
AUGCCACUUGGAGCGACACCUGAACGAGUUAUUGAGAUUUUACCAUUACUUGCUGGUUUCACCGAACGUCAGUGGGCUUAUCCGAGAGUUGAAGAUUUGGAAAUGAUCGACAAUAUUUUGGAUCUUAACAAAAUGACAGUGGAAGAAGCGAUUGAUGCAUUGGGGACUGUUUGCGCAGAUUUUCUUCUUGUUUGCUAUUUUAAUGGAGAAAAUUUUCCAUGUUUUCAGAAUCAUAAGUUCAUGACAUUUGUUGAAUCUUACACAUAUCUUGGUGCUUGUUGUUCUUUCAAUUACAAUCCUAAAGCUAAUGAUCAAGAUGAACAUUUUAUUUCAAACUUUUUCGGAAUCAAUGGAGGAUUGAAUGUCAUUGGAACUGGUCGUCCGCAAUUGAGUGAUGGCAAAUCAGGUGCAGUUUACUCUGAAGGUUUUGUGGUUUUAGUUCAUCAUCCCAAUGAUUUCCCUGUCGAGUCAUCACCGACAACGUAUAUUCAAAUCAACAAAGAAACUUUCAUUGAUGUUCAACCAAUUGAGUCAUCAUGUUCAAAUCAAGUUCUUAAUUUGGAUUUUGAACAAAGGAAAUGCAUCAUUCCGUCAGAUUUAAAUGUUAAAAGUUAUCGGCAACCCGAAUGCAUGUUGGGUUGCUUACGAGAUGAGAUUCAUAAGCGAUGCCAUUGUCAUCCAUUUCACCUACCAAAAAGUGACAAUACAACAACAGAUUAUCGAGAUUGCAAAGCUAAAGACAUUAUGUGCUUUGUCGAGAAUUAUUUUUUGAAACAAAUAUGA